GUCUCCUACACAAACAAAAUAAAGAUAUCAGGGCAUAUCUCAAAUUUGUCAAACAUUGUCGAGUCGAUCAUAAACUUAUCUAUUUCUUUAGACUAUAAAAGCUUUCUGUUAAUGAUAGUUAAUUUGUCAUGUUUCUAUACUGUCACCAUAGAAUAAACGUUUAUACUGCAGUGAAAGAUAAACAAUGUUCCCCCAAUGACAAUGCAUAUUAUAAUGUGAACUACAAAGAAAUAGAAAUUCGAGGGGAAUAGGAUAACCAAGAAUAUUGCUCGAUUGCGACCAACUUUCAAAUAGCAAUAGAAAGUCUCGUAUAUUCUUUUGAAGGAAAGAAUAGAAUGUGCGCGAAAAUGAAAAUGUCAAACGGAGAAAAAAAUCGAUUUUGAAAAACGUCUUUUGUGAGCAAAAACAAGAAGAAAUAUUAAAACCGAUCUUUGCAAGCUUCAUACAACAUUUUCUAGUUGUCCCAAAAGUACAUUUCUCAGAACAUGGACUUUCAAAACGUAAAUCCCCUGAACGCCAAAUUGAACAAGUUUUCAGGCAACUUGUUACCGAUGACCAGCGACGAUUCUCCGUUUCCUAUAGGAUGGAGAAUAUAUAGCGCUGUCAUAUUGCUGAUAGAGGCGAUUCAAACCAGCGCAAUAAUUCCCGGAAUUUUGUACGUGCCAAAGGAGAAGACUCUGCGUGAUGCAACGGUAGGACUAGUGAUUACCAUAGAAGUAUUUUUCUUAUUAAGACAAAUGCACGUGUACAGAGAUCUUUUGACUCAACUGAUUCAAAAAUUAAAUCAAAUUCUGCGCACUGAAGACAAGACGAUGAAGAGCAUCGUGAGCUCGACCUUAAAGCCGGCAGACAUUCCGUUCAAAUUUUAUUGCAUGGCCGGGGUUGGAUCCAUGACAGUGUGGUGCAGCAUAUCUAUCGCGUUGAUUUUCAAAAAGAAAUAUUUUUUCUAUGAAGAUUAUAGGAUAUCAAUAGUUCUUUCGGAGCAACCAUUCACGAUGGAAAUCUUUCUACUGGGAAAUUCUAUUAUAUUAAUUGCUAGCGUGUUUAUAUUUAUAAGAAAGGUUGCCUUGGAUGUAUAUAUGAUACACAUCGUAUUACUAGUAACAGCGCAAUACCGCUAUAUUGCGGUGAAGCUCUCGACGAUAUUUCGAGAAAAUACUUUACAGAGUCACGAUGAAUUUGAAAAGGAAUAUUUUACUGUAAAUUCAUUAACGAUUCAGAAGAUGAAAGUGCUAUGUCGACAUCAUUGUAUUUUGGUUCAAAUAACAUUAAUGCUAAAGGAAUUACUGUCUUUGAAUAUGAGUCUAAUAUAUUUGACAAAUGUUUUUAUUUUUUGCUUUCUCGAUGUCAUGCUGAUAAGUGCAAUAUUAUCGAAGGACUUUUUAGAAGGAAAUAUGGUCGUCAUGUAUAUAACCGGCAAUCUAGUAGAACUUUAUAUUUUGUGUUCGUGCGUUAAUCAAUUAUUAGAUGCGAGCACAGAAGUAACUGAUAAAGCAUUCCAUGAGAAGUGGUAUCAGUUUGGACCAUCAUUAAAACAUUUGUUCAGGAUGAUGAUAAUAACUAAUAAGUUAGAAUGUAAACUUUCAAUUUCUAAUAAAUAUGAUCUAUCUUUACCUUCAUUCAUGACGAUUUUGAAUCAGUCCUACUCGUUCGCUCUUAUAUUUUUGAGAAUGAAGUAAAAACUUACGUGUUUCAAAAACAACAGGAUUUAAUUAAAGUUAUUAGUUAAAUAAUAAUCUAAAUAUUAUUUGUAUAACUUAUAUGUGUACUCAGGUAUAGUAUGUGAUAUUUAGUUAUAGAAUAUAAAAAAGACUUACACUAUUGAUUGUGAUCACGUUAGAUUGAGAAAUAUUUUUAAUUCUAACAUUUUCCAACAAAUGUAACUACGAAUUAUUUUUUAAAUAUUCUUUCUGACUACAGUUUUUACCGCUCUUUCUCAAUUACGGUACACGGUACUUUAUUCAUUAAGUAUUAUUUAAUCCUUAUGUGCAUACUAAUGUGGAACAUCCUUUCUCUACUUUACAUGAACAUCUUUGUCUACUAAUUACUUAGCUUGCUUAUUUGAUUGUGACGGACACAUAUGCUGUUGUCUCCAUGUGAUGCAGAGAAAGUAAGCUAUCUUUGCGAAAUAUAUUUUUGUCUAUCGCUGAAGAUGGCCCAAACUUGGAACGAAACAUUUGUUAACAUUGAAUUAAUGACUAGAAUCUCCUUAAUAAAAUAUGAUUUUAUAUAUUAGCACACUUAA
This is a messenger RNA of Solenopsis invicta (red fire ant), 2245 nucleotides long. RefSeq names its product odorant receptor 67c-like. The record is from RefSeq and is a predicted model, not a curated record. The transcript has 7 exons. Gene Ontology annotation, cellular component: plasma membrane. Gene Ontology annotation, molecular function: olfactory receptor activity; odorant binding. Gene Ontology annotation, biological process: detection of chemical stimulus involved in sensory perception of smell; sensory perception of smell. Lineage: Eukaryota; Metazoa; Arthropoda; Insecta; Hymenoptera; Formicidae. Bases 486 to 1679 code for a protein of 397 amino acids.